UUCAAAGUCCCGCGAACGGACUCCCGACUUAACGCAUGUAUGUUCUUUCUUUGUCACAUUUUGUUGUUGUUAGAGCUAACACUGAAUGUUUCCUCACAGUUUAAUCUCCAUAUAACCAUAUUUGGAUUUACCUUUCAUUUAAAUGUGUUUUUUUUUACUAGCCGGACUUGUGCCACAGUUGAGGAUACAUUCAUGAUUAAAUCUGCUUUUGGCGCCGUCUUCGCGUUUGAAGGUAUGGACGCACAUGGUGGCGGCCUGCCAAGUGAGCGCACAUCCGCAACCGGAAGUCCCCCGAGAUCGUCCUCAUGACCUCCUCCAAGUGCUCCCUGCCCUCGGCAGACCCUCCCUCGGCUCCGUCUCUGAAAUUUGGAGCUAACAUGGGAGAGAGACGGGCGCGCUCCUUCCACAUGACGUGCCACCUGCAGCGGGACUACGGCACCAGGCUGGGGGGCUCCUUCGCCCGCUACAGCCCCAACGGCUACGCCGGCACCAGCCUCAGUCUGGACCAGGAGACGGAUGCUGAGGAUUCGCCACCCGUGGCCGGCGGGGGCCUCGUUCCCGAAAUGGGCCGCUACUCUCCUAUUUCACUGGAACUGGACCCCGCGGCGGUGAAUAAUGAAUCAGGCGUCCCCCGCUGUCCAGCGGCCAAGGACCGGGCGGCCCUGCAGAUCGGCCACGACCAGCUCCCCGCCGCCUCGGCACCUCUGCCGCGUUCCAGCUGGCUGCAUCGCCACCAGAAGGAGUUCCAGCGGCCGUACGUCAAGACCAGCAUGCAGGGCGAUGUUUACAACUUCCUGGAGAGACCCGCCGGACUGAAAUGUUUCCUCUACCACUUCCUCGUCUUCCUCAUGGUCCUGGUGUGUCUCAUCUUCAGUGUCCUGUCCACAAUCGAGCAAUAUGCCGACUUUGCCUCCGGAUCUCUUUACUGGAUGGAAAUUGUGCUGGUGGUGUUCUUCGGCAGCGAGUACGUGGUGCGGCUGUGGUCGGCCGGCUGCCGCAGCAAAUACGCCGGCCUCAGAGGACGCCUCUGCUUCAUCAGGAAGCCCAUCUCGAUCAUAGACUUGAUUGUGGUCAUCGCCUCCAUCAUUGUGCUCGCCGUGGGUUCCAAUGGCCAAGUUUUCGCCACAUCUGCCAUCAGAGGCAUCCGUUUCCUGCAAAUCCUGCGCAUGCUACAUGUGGAUCGACAGGGUGGAACGUGGAGGCUCCUGGGAUCGGUGGUCUUCAUCCAUCGGCAGGAGCUGAUAACCACACUCUACAUCGGCUUCCUGGGCCUGAUCUUCUCAUCCUACUUUGUCUACUUGGCGGAGAAGGAUGCUGUGGAUGAGGAGGGCAAGACGGGCUUCUCCAGCUAUGCUGAUGCCCUGUGGUGGGGCGUGGUGACCGUGACCACGAUCGGCUACGGCGACAAGAUUCCCCAAACGUGGAUCGGCAAGGCCAUCGCGUCCUGUUUCAGCGUCUUCGCCAUCUCCUUCUUUGCUCUGCCGGCUGGUAUCCUGGGAUCCGGUUUCGCCCUGAAGGUCCAGCAGAAGCAGAGACAAAAGCACUUCAAUCGACAAAUCCCCGCCGCGGCAUCGCUCAUCCAGACGCUUUGGCGCUGCUACGCGGCCGAGAAACCCAACGGCUGCGCGGCCACGUGGAAAAUGUACGUGCUGACCCCGGAGGGCAUCAGAGCGGCCGAGUUGGACAACUCCAGCCCCACCGUCAGGAAGCUCAACAUAUCGAAAAAAGGCCCCAAGAGGAGGCUGAAGUCGUUGCGAGGCAACGGCUCCCUCGGUGUGUCGUCGGAGCGGGCCGUGUCCAUUCCCCAAAUCACCUACGAUCACAUUGACGACUCGGCGGAGAAGAAGGACGUCUCCUUCUUCGCGGAGGAGCCCACCAACACUGUGGAAGGACUCACUCGGAUGUUCAAACAAACAGGCCCUCGUCAUCAUUCUUGGUCGUCUUUCACUCUGAGCUGUCCUUCCUCUCCAGUGAAGUUGAGCCACGACAACAGCAUGUCCAUGGACAUCACCCGCACUAGCAGCCUGACUGACGAACUGGACUGCAUGUGUGAGGAUAUUCCCCUCUCUGCCAUGACGGACAACGCUCAUCUUUUGACCUGCCCGUUCGUGGCAUCGGUCCAGGACUCUUUCUCAACUCACCACUUGAAUUCCACAAGGUUGUCUCACGCCCAGAGGUCCGCUGUGAAAGUCCUGCGUCGCAUGCAAUACUUUGUGGCCCGCAAGAAGUUUCAGCAAGCGCGCAAGCCGUACGACGUGCGCGAUGUGAUCGAGCAGUACUCGCAAGGUCAUCUCAACAUGAUGGUGCGCAUCAAGGAGCUGCAGAGAAGGUUGGACGGCACACUGGGGAAGCCGGGAAUGUUCCUCCCAGGUAAAGGAGAAGAUAAAGAAUUCCCGACAAUCGGCGCGCGACUGAUCCGGCUGGAAGAUAAGGUCUACCAGAUGGACCAGAAAAUGGACUCGGUUCUACGGAUGCUCACGGAGCAGUUCCUGCCCAAGCCGGAGAUCAUUUCCAGGCCCUCCAUCCGUCGGGUGACCAUCCAGAAGCGCAUGGGGGUCAGCAUCGACGAAGGCCUCUAAAGGUUCCGCCCCCAACCUCCUCAUUCUGAAUUUUAACAUGAACCUACAAGAGAAAAACCAAGAGCAGGAAUCACAAUGGUCGCUCAUCUAGCCCCUUUUUUGGGUCUUAUCUUCGGGGUCGAGAUCCUGUUACAUUCCCUGGCACCUUCCAAAGCCGUGACUCCAUUUGCCAUUUAUUUUCCUAAAGGGAAUUUAUGUGUGCCCGCUCCUCUCUUCCUAAUAUUAUUCCUACGCUAGCUAGCGAGCGAGCAAGCAAGCAAGCAAAGCACUGACAUUCCCCAAAUGUGGAGUCCAUGCUGCGACGCAGGCAUUCCACAAAUCAUUCCAUUUAUCUUGGCAUCGUCCACACACACACACACACACACACGGCCAUCUAGAUUUAGACUUUGUUUGUUAGAGGUGAUCGAAUAACACGAGCAGGGGAGGACUUCAUUCAGCCCAGCGCUAUCGUGUCCUGUUUGGAAAUAUGACUUGCACUGAAGCUAAUAAAACAAAAAAAUGGCUGCAGCAGGGACGGACCUCUCUUGGCAGAGUUGUGUUUACGCUGGAAUUGUUCAAAUGUCCAUCAAUCAUCUUUAAGCAGCACCGGCGGGAAUCUUCUUUAUAUCCUCCCAGGACCUACUUUAAGGGGCUUUUUGUAGUUUCAAAUAACUCCGGUCCAAACUGUGGUCCAAAAAUGAGCCAAGAAUUCGGUACGUAACCAGAAACGAGCGGGGGAGACUGCUCAUCGUUUGUCCUUUCACGUAAUGAAUGUUAUUCAUGAUAACCGAGCGAAAUAGAAAAUAAACAAUGGUUGGAAAUAAUCUAGGCAACCAGCAGGGGGCAGAAGAGGAACUUUCGGUCAAGUCCAGUUCAGAUGGCCUUGUGUGAAUACGCCCUGGGGGGGCAUCAGCUGAUCUCAGUUUUUGUUUUCUUAGGCGUUUUGUUUGUGUAUAAAGCAAAAGUACUCAUAAAAAGGAAGCUUCACAACUUUGUUUUACUCGCUUUACUGUUCACAACUGUGGUAGAACUUCAAUUUAAUGCUGCUAGUGAAUUCAUUACCUGUACAGUAUUUAAAAAGUUUGAAAAUCCUCCUGGAACGAUUUGUGAGUCCUGGUGUUUUGAAAAAAUGUGUAUUGAUGCAAUAACCCACCUCGCUUAUCUUCUCUUCUGUACAGUUUUGUAAGCGAUGUAAAUAGAGACGUUGCCUUAUUGCACUGUAAUUAUGAUCCCGUGGAAACGUCGGCACUGGAAAUUAUUGUAAAUGAUACGCACUCUCAAUAGCUUUGUUGUCAAUCAUUAAAAAGGUGAAACA
Molecule: messenger RNA, 3873 nt
Organism: Syngnathus acus (greater pipefish)
Lineage: Eukaryota; Metazoa; Chordata; Actinopteri; Syngnathiformes; Syngnathidae
Gene: kcnq1.2
Product: potassium voltage-gated channel, KQT-like subfamily, member 1.2
Exons: 20
Coding region: 306-2579 (757 amino acids)
Biological process (GO): potassium ion transport; transmembrane transport
Cellular component (GO): membrane
Molecular function (GO): voltage-gated potassium channel activity
Source: RefSeq, a predicted model, not a curated record